CUUGAAAUCGCUAAAUGAGCGGUAAUUUCUGGCGCUCCCGUUGUAGCGGGUUGGAUUGUCUGGUUUUAGUCCGGGUUUUAAGAUCAUUUGAGUCUGAGGCUUUUGUUAUUACAGAUUAUUGUCGAUUGCUUUACUUGUUAAGUAUUACCCAUUUCUGUUUAAAAUGUCUCUUCUAAAUAUCUGCUAAUAAUCUAACACCAACACGAGCGUGCUCACGCACUGCUAGUUUUCAAAUGUUUUGUGAAUGAAUUAACCCCUUCUUUAACCUAAUAAUCAAUAAGCUAAUUACCUCGCAUCCUAAUGUGCUCCGGCAAAGCCUCAGAAUUAAAAAAUACGAAGCAGUUACUUGAUUACUUGAAAGAACUAUUUCUGGAUCGCAUGAAACUCUUAGCCACUCCUGGCUUAUACAUUCAUAUUGAAAAACUUUUGGGCGAAGAAAUACUGCGUGUUCAGAGCGAAUUGUUUUCAACAUCCGGUAUCUGUCCAAUAAAAGAAAGAGAAUUGCCAAAACCCGAUGGCCCUAAGGUUAAUCUACAAGCUAAAAUAUAUAUGCCGAUGGACUCUACCAAUAAUUACAACUUUGUUGGACGAAUUCUUGGUCCUCACGGAUCCACUGCUAAAUGUUUACAGCAAUUUUUAGGAGUAAGAAUUAUGAUUCGUGGUCGUGGAUCUAUGCGAGAUCAAACAAAAGUUGGAGCAAAUUUUGUUCGGCCAAACUCGGAGCAUCAUUUAAAUGACAAUUUGCAUGUUCUAAUUACUGUUGAAGAUUACGAAAAUCGUGCUAAAGUUAGACUUGAAAAAGCCAGCGAAUAUAUUAGUAUGUUUCUACAGGAAAGUGUAAAAGUAUCGGAUAAGGAAGACAAAGUGAAAAUGAUGCAAUUAAUGGAAUUGUCCAUCCUUCGUAAAGCUUGGCCAAUAAAUUUCACCAAAUUAUCGAAAUUUAAUUUCCAAUCAAGAAGAAAUACACUUUUUGAUAAAUCAAUCACUAUAGGUCAUACCAGUGGAUACAUAUCUGGACCGUAUACAUCACCAGCUUUACAACAUGGUCAACAUUUUCUACCUUUUCCAAAUCCACACCUUCAAGAUCAUCCUCAAGAAAGUCAUCAACAACGGCAACAACAACAGCCUAUUGAUAUUCCUACUGGUCAGUCACGUUGUGAUCCCGGUGGAUUUUCACCAUAUCAUCAUUAUCAAAAUAAUUUUGUAUUUCCAUCUCCCGGUUCAUGUGAUCUUGAUGCUACAAUGUAUUUACAUAAUGACUGUGGUCGACGUGGUUUUACAGGAUAUUUCGGAUCGAAUUGUCAACAUAUACAAAAGCAAACACUAUCGACCACACCAAGUAUACCUAUGGCACCCUUAGCCGUCAGUUAUUGGUCAUGCACAUAUCCUAGUUUACCAUCUCCAGAUUAUCCUAUUCAACACUCAGAAAUGAAUCGUAACCCUACUACUGUCAACACAAACAGUCGACAACCAUGUCAUAUUCAUGAACAUUGUCCUUCGGACAAUGUAAUAUCUCAUAAUUUUAUAAAUAGUUUACCACAACCAAAUUAUACAACACCGUUGAUGAUUCAUUCACCGCGACAACAAUGUCCUCAGAGUAAUCAAUAUUUACCAUUCCAUGGAAAACAACUUGUUCCAUCAAAUAAGUUGACAAGUCAAGUGCGUAUUAACUGUGUUAGUAACUCUCAUAACACUAAUCAAACGUGUCGCCGUCAUCAUCAUCAAAAUGGUAGCACCUAUAGUGGUGGGUCCGUUGAAGAGUUUCAUAAAAGGUUACAAAAGCAUUCAUCAGGCGAUGAAAGUGUUCUUCACCAUCAUAAAUCAGAAGAAUUUAUUCACAAUAGUGUAAUUAUUGAUGAUAACAAUAAAAAUAAUAUUAAUGAUAAUAAUAAUAAUAAUGAUAGUAAUGAUAAUCAUUCACUUUCUAUCGGUGCGUUAAAACGAAACCCUACCAAUCGAAUAAAGAAAUUUCAUUCUGAUAAGUGUAGAACUAUAAUUACUACUAGUAGUAGUAGUAACACUCACAAUACUACUGCUUCUACUAAUCAUAUAGGUCAUCAUCAACAGCGAUUCAAUGGUCAAGCAAGUACCAAUGAAAAUGUUGUCAUUACCUCUCGUAGCAGUCAUAAUUCGAUUCAUGCUCUUAACCCUACUGAUAUUGCUAAAGUAAAUAAUGAUAAUAAUAUCCGUAAAAGUACUAAGAAUUGUUUAAAUGAACAGGAACAACAGUACCAACACGAGUAUUAUGAUGGUUAUACAACUGGGAUGGAAAAAGUUAACAGUAUGCCUCGUAAUGAGUAUAAAAAGAACAGUUUCAAGUCUAGGACUAAUCAUACUAAUACCACUACCAAUACUAAUACUUGUAUUAGUCAUAAUAAUGCUAUCAUUACAUCAACUAUUAACUCUGUUACAAGUAGAAUUAAAACAAUCAAUCAAGAUAAAAAGUAUUUUAUUAAAAAUACUGAGGUUAAUAUAAUAAAAAGUACUCCGUCUAACAGAAAAUUAUCUGAUUCAAGCUUAAAACCUAUUGGAUUAGUUACAGAUGAAACAGAGUGGCCAAGACUUGGGACUAGUGUGAAUUCACUUCAACGAUUCAACACGAUUAUUCGUGCUGUUACCCAAUGUUAAAACAUGACCGUAAAAGGCACGCGCCCACAUUGUCUUACGUGCCAUCCAAAAACGUGACAGGUACUGACCUAUCAAUCUGUCCCGCCGAUUUAUUAUUCUGUAAUAUUGAUUAAAUCUAGUGAAUAAACACAUUACAAAAAUUACCUUCCGACCGUCUCCGCAGUUACCAAUCGAGUUAAACAUCAACUGUUAAUAAUUCUCAACGGUCGUCAUCUAAAUUAAAUGUUGUUUUGAAUGAUGAUGUUGGUGAUAAUAAUAAUGAUGAUAAUAAUGCUCAAUCGAUAACAUUAUCACAUAAUUCCAAGUCUAAUUCACUUGAUAUUGAUGAUAAUAAUAAAGUUGAGUUAAAUCAUCAAUCAUCAUAGUCAACAUUCAAAUCGACCGGGUGAAAAAUGUUCCCGUAUAAUUAAUGUUGAAAUAAGGUUGAAUCUCCAUGAAAUUCAUUGAGAAAACCCAUUUUUUUUAAAAAUAUUGUAAAACAGCUUGUUUUCUUAUUCAUUGUUCAAUUUGUUUUAUUUUGUUUGUUGAAAUUAGGGAUUUUUAUUCUUUAAAAAAAAUAUUUUUCAUGAUUCGUUGUUUAUUCCAUUAUUUUGUUGAUUUCUAUGUUUGCUGCUUUUUACCUUCAUUUCGUUUUCUUUUAUCUUUUAAUAUUUUCCUUAAUGGUUAACCUUUUUUCUUGUUGUUGAAUAAAACUGUUAUGAAGAAGGAAA
Messenger RNA from Schistosoma intercalatum, 3338 nucleotides. NCBI's taxonomy places the organism in Eukaryota, Metazoa, Platyhelminthes, Trematoda, Strigeidida, Schistosomatidae. The record is from the annotation of a GenBank genome assembly.